Messenger RNA from Cladocopium goreaui, 741 nucleotides. The record is from the annotation of a GenBank genome assembly. Lineage: Eukaryota; Dinophyceae; Suessiales; Symbiodiniaceae.
AUGGAGCCGGAGACCUAUGAAAAGACGAAAGUGUGCCAGCUCCUUGUUACAUUCUGGCCGCUCUUGUUGGGCAAUGUCCUGGAGUGGUACGAUUUUGGUGUUUACAGUUUCUUAGCACCCAACAUGAAGGACAUCUUCUUCCAUUCCAGCUCUGUGUCCGCCUGGGCUGGCUAUGCUGUGACCUUUGUACUGAGACCUUUUGGUGGCCUUAUCAAUGGUUGGCUGGCUGACAGGUAUGGCAGGCGGGUCGCAGUAUUGACGUCCAUCAUUGGGAUGUUGACGGCUACUUUUGGACAGGGCUUGUUACCAACUUUCAUUUGCUGCGGUGAUAGCUGGGGCACUGUUGGCUUAGUGCUGCUUUUGAUCCUCCGAGCCUUGCAAGGACUCAGCGUAGGCGGUGAACUUGGACCCAUUGUGUCCUACUUUGCCGAAACUGCACCGCCAAAUCGGAUUCUUGCGGCCACAGGCCUUCUUCACUCGUCCGCAGGGCUCGGCUUCUUAUCUGCCAACCUGUUGGUCGUGUUGGUCGUCCACGUGGUGGGACCAGAGGGGAUGGUCAUGUGGGGCUGGCGAAUUCCUUUCCUGGUGUCUCUGGUGCCAGGAAGUAUUGCCUUAUGGGGUCGGAGCAAACUCGCAGAAUCUACCGACUUUGCCCGUUUGGUGAUGGAACGAUGUGAGGACCACAUGAACAGCCAGUCAAUUGCAAAAGAUUGCGCACGGCAAAGGCCGCUUGUUGCUUAG